AUGUCGAAGCCAAGCUCAAAGCGCCGAAGGAAGGACUCUGAAUCGGGAGGAACGGGAUCGGGAUCGGAAACGGAUGCACCACUUACGGUAACCUUCAAACGGUCCAAGUACUGGUUCGACGAUGGCAAUGUGAUCCUCCAGGCAGAAGAUACACAAUUUCGCGUUCAUCGUUCGAUGCUGGCUCAUCAGUCUGCGGUGUUCAAGGACAUGUUCGGCAUGCCCCAGCCAGAGCAACCCCAAGACGCGAUGCUCGAUGGCUGCCCGAUUGUUCCGCUUGGAGACAAAGCUGCAGACGUAGAACAUGUCCUCGCUGUUUUCUACGAUAAUUACAAUUCAUUCGAUUUGCGGAAACAGCUGGCUAUGUCUCCCUUGUCAGCUUUCCUGAGACUUGGGAAGAAGUAUGGAAUCGAAUUUCUGCAAAACGAAGCUCUCAAACGCCUGCGUCGUGACUUUCCGACAACCUUGGAGGCUUAUGAUGAAUCAUUCAAAGGCCAAGAUAUUUUACUCGAGGGCGAGGGGAACGUCGCCUUCAAAAAGAUGUCGCAAUCUGUGAUCCUGCUCGCUCUCGAGACUUCCAUUUCGUCGGUAUUGCCCUCAGCAUACUUGACGUAUGUGUCUACCACCCCGGCCGAGGAAAUCUUGAGCGGAAAAGACGACGAACAGCUCCCUUUGUCCAUUGUCGCAGCGUCUGCAUUAGGCCGCGAUAAAAUUUGUCGUUUCAUUCUUGAAAAUACGCAAACAUGGUGGACUAGCGACAGUGUUAUGCCUCGUCAAGCCUGUGCAACGCUCAACAAUUGCAGGCCUCUAAGGAAUCAAGCCAUUAAAGAGCUCGCGUCGGAGUUCCAUCUUUCAGACACGGGACUAGUAGCAAAUCUGUCGCCUUGGAGCGAAUACGGGGAGAAUGGACCGAUUAAGACCAAUGUAUGCAGACAGUGCAUCGCAAGCCUCAAAGAAUGUCACGAAAAUCUUCGGAAAGGGGUGUGGCAGCGGUUACCUGGUUUCUUUGGACUCGAGGAAUGGGAGAAGCUAAAGGAUUUUGACAACUGA
Messenger RNA from Cyclocybe aegerita, 1047 nucleotides. NCBI's taxonomy places the organism in Eukaryota, Fungi, Basidiomycota, Agaricomycetes, Agaricales, Hemipholiotaceae. The record is from the annotation of a GenBank genome assembly.